CACAAGGGAAUAGACUUCAGCUCCAAACCAAGGCGUAUAUCGAAGGGUUUUGUAUGGCCACGGUUUAAGGGAGCCAUUCCACAGUACGCUGAUGAUCCUGCUGCCGAUCGUACGAAAUCCAUCAAUGCACUCUGCAUCACCGUCCCACUUGAUCGGCUGGUCGUACAAUCUCUCAGCGUCCAACAGAUCAGUCUCCCAACACGGCCGAUUGGAGGGAGCAGGAUAGUUUGACUACUCCACCAUGACGUCACGUAGUACGAAUCCUCUCCGCACUGUGUUUCUGUGGAGUCUAUGUCUAUGCUGUACGUCACUCCUUGCCGCCAGCACAGCUUUGCCAAGUGGUGCAAGUACAUCCGAUGGGAGCAGCAGCAGCAGCAGCGCUAUCAACAAGCCAAGAACGAUCGGGCCUGGAUCAACAACGUCAUUCGAUUUUGCACCUCGAAUACCCACUCCCAGCCUGCUACCAGACGACUACAAGAAGCUCAUCCCGGCCUGGGUAAAGUGUUCGGAAAUCACAGGCAUAACACGCAGACUGGAGGCCCUUCCCGGCACCGGCUGGGAUAACUUGGACCAUACUGACAAGGGCUACGUCAUCGAUCUGACUUAUGACCAGUGCAAGACCACAUCGGAUGGCAAGUUCCUGAUUCCCGAUCAGAUGACCACAAUACCAUUACAGAGAAGUGAGGUACAACAGUUUGCUGACCUGUACAGCUCGUACACGGACUACCAGAGUAGCACUGCACACUCCAUGUCACUAGAUCUACAGUACAAGGUCGUGUCGGGUAGUUUCUCCGGAGAAUAUCAAAACAACAAACAGCACCAGGUGGCAAACAGAGCAACAACAGCUCGAGUGCAAGUGCGCCAUGAGCUCUAUCUCGUCGAGGUCUCCCCAGAUGCCAGGCUGGCCCCUGCGUUGAAGUCCCGUCUACUCAACAUCGCUGCUCUGCUACAAAACCAGUACCAGGAUGCAGCGGCAUACGAGUUGAGUCUGAUUGUGCGCGAUUACGGUACUCAUAUGGUCAGGUCGGUCGUGGCAGGUGGAGCGUUUGUCAACGAAGACCAGAUUCGUGAUAGCUAUGUCAAGGACGUGAAGGAGAAAGGUGACAAGUUGAGAGCGGAGGCAGCAGUAUCCGCCCUGGAGAAGAUCGGAUUCAAGCUGUCCGUCGGGUACAGUCAUAGCUCCAAGUCAUCCUCUGUGGAAGAGUUCACCAGCAACGUGAUGCAGUCAGUCACAAGAACGUUUGGUGGCCCACCGUAUCGGCCCAACAUGACCAUUGACGACUGGGAGAGUGGACUAUUGAAUUCACUCGUGGCCAUCGAUAGGAUUGGAGAUCCGCUGGAGUAUGUGAUAUCUUCGUUCACGCUGGCCGGUUUGCCAACACCGACCAUACAGGAGAUCACAAGGGGUAUUGCAGGAGCUGCUGGAGUCUACCUUCUAUCGAACACAUAUGUCGGCUGCCCUGAUCCGAACUCACCCAACUUUGACUAUCAAGUGAAUGCUGGGGACAAGACUCUUUGCCAACAGACAUCUCACAACUACACCUUUGGUGGAGUCUUUCAGAACUGCACCGUCAUCCCUAAUUCUUAUCUCGGAACCGAGGUUAAGGAUAUUUGCGUGGACUACGUUCAGAUGAAUCCCCUCUCAGGUGGCUACAGCUGUCCACUUGGCUACUCGGCCAUCUUGCUUCACAAGGGCAAACACGUAGCAUAUUGGGACAAGCAAGUGUGCGGUCAAGAAAGGGAUCGCAACUGCUGGUUCUGGAACUGCUACUCUAGAGUCUGCAGACAGCAGUAUUACAGUGCCACAGCAGAGUAUAAUGUCUACUGGUGUGUUAAGCCCGGCAAGGUCAGCAGAGCAUCGGGAUACCUGUUCGGUGGUGUAUACACUGCCACCAGUCCCAAUCCCAUCACACGCACACGGUCUUGUCCGAAGAAUUUCUUCCCGCUGCGCUUCGGGGCCAACAUGCAAGUGUGCGUCAGUGGGGACACCGAAGGAACACUGCAGGGUGCCGUCGGAUUUUCUGGGUUCUUCAGCUGCUCAGCAGGAAACCCCCUGGCCAUCGAGGAUCCUGCUGAUAGCAACAAAUCUGAUAUCCUUGACAUUGGUUACGGCAGGCUAACAGGAAUGGAGAACUGGCCCAAACGAUGCCCACGUGGGUAUUCCCGUCGCUUGGCGGCCAUGGAUGACUCCUGCGAGAUUAGCUACUGCGUGCGAGCCGGGGCGUUUGACAAACCCCAUCCUGCGCCUUUGAGGCGGCCACCGUACGGGAUCAGCUAUCCACCGAUUGCCAACGAGAGCAUCGACACCGACAUCAUCAUUGGACCAGGCAACAGGACGUGGGUGCGCAACCAUUCAACCGGUGACUGGAAAGUUGAUAUCACGAUGACUAUGGACCCAACCGAGAGCAAGGGUUCAAUGGACCAUACCAUGAUUGCCAUCAUAGCUACCUGUGCGGUCCUCACACUCCUCUGUCUCAUACUCAUCAUCGUUUUGUGCCGCCUGAACAAGAAGAUGAAUGCAAAGAGGGAGCGUGGGUAUGCCUCAGCUCAGGCUGUUGUCAGUGGGAGUGAUCGAGUGGAGAUGUCGCAAAAUCUCCUUGGCGACGACGGGUCAUCUGCCUUUGUGCGACACCGCCAUGUUCCCAUCCCACCCAAUCCACAACCGUUGUCAUGAUGUCACAAUUAUGUCACCAUGAUGUCACCAUGAUGUCACCAUGAUUUUGCGUGGACGUCAUCAUAACUUCAUGAUGACAACACGAUGAUUUCAUCAUUACUUCACCAUGUUGUUUUAUGUCUACCACGACAAUGAAUUCACUAUGUUUAUACCAAAAUGAAUUCACUAUGCUUAUUCAUGUUGACUUUUCCCUGAUGAUAGUCUCAAGAAAAUCGAUUAGGAACAUUAAUUUCAGCAUAUUUGUGCACAGUCCGCUUCACUGAUACUGUUUAUUCAUUUUUUUAAAAUGUUUUUCAUGUUUUUUACUCUGUUAAUGUAAUGCUUAUGAUGUCAUCACAUUGCCAUCAGCAUAGUCAGUUGGUGCACGUUGCUAUGUUGUUAUUUCUUCUACAAAGCCACCACCACUCCCCCCCCCCCCCUCCUUCUAGUACACGCCUGGCAUGAUACCCUGAUAACAGUUUCCUUUUCCUCACUAUGGGACAGCCAUUGGACUGAUACUGGAGAGUUCACACAGGCUUCUCCUUUUUGCUCAAUGACUUGUUCUACGCUUGACCUCAGUCACAAAACCUUCCAUCGUGCGUAGGGAGCUGCUAUCUAUCAUGCUAACUAGUGUUUUGCAGAUUAUGGCUCUGGCCAACCUGUAUGUCCAUGGGUCUCCAGCCAGGGCCACCCUACUCACACAAGCCUAUUUCUUCUUGGAUCUGAUCGAAUACCACUUCUUUUCACA
Molecule: messenger RNA, 3401 nt
Organism: Sycon ciliatum
Lineage: Eukaryota; Metazoa; Porifera; Calcarea; Leucosolenida; Sycettidae
Product: macrophage-expressed gene 1 protein-like
Exons: 15
Coding region: 242-2674 (810 amino acids)
Source: RefSeq, a predicted model, not a curated record